Oncorhynchus gorbuscha (pink salmon) is the source of this 491-nucleotide messenger RNA. RefSeq names its product unique cartilage matrix-associated protein-like. Bases 1 to 408 code for a protein of 135 amino acids. Gene Ontology annotation, cellular component: extracellular matrix. Gene Ontology annotation, biological process: regulation of osteoblast differentiation; embryonic skeletal system development. The transcript is spliced from 5 exons. NCBI's taxonomy places the organism in Eukaryota, Metazoa, Chordata, Actinopteri, Salmoniformes, Salmonidae. The record is from RefSeq and is a predicted model, not a curated record.
AUGUCCUGGACACAUCUGGUCUUUCUCUCUCUGCUCGCCACCCUCCUCAUCCUCACACUCUCCCCCGGGGUGCGGAGUGCAUCGGUGAGAGAUGGAAGAGAGGGAAAAGCUGCAGAGCCCAAAGGGUCAGCGCGGAGAGUCUUCAUGCCCGAUGCGGAUGGAGCAAACUUCUUCAAAAAGCGUAGUCGGCGCUCGGGCAAAUAUGAGGCGGAGGUCCUCGCCGAGCAGAGGGUAAGGAUGUCAGCUGAUGAGAGGAGGAGGGAGUACUAUGACGAACAGAGGAACGAGUUUGAGAACUACGUGGAAGAGGAGCGCGACGAGCAGGAUGAGAGGACACGGGAGAAGACAGAGCAGUGGCGUGAGUUCCACUAUGAUGGACUCUACCCCCGUUAUCCCCGCGGUUGGUGAGCAUGCUCCAUAGGCCAAGGAGAUCAGAACAUAGUGCACCAGCCUGUGAUUGGCAGGACCCUGUGCCACUUAAGACACCUAGC